Messenger RNA from Sesamum indicum (sesame), 2792 nucleotides. RefSeq names its product cation/H(+) antiporter 2. Lineage: Eukaryota; Viridiplantae; Streptophyta; Magnoliopsida; Lamiales; Pedaliaceae. Gene Ontology annotation, cellular component: membrane; endomembrane system. Gene Ontology annotation, biological process: regulation of pH; proton transmembrane transport. The record is from RefSeq and is a predicted model, not a curated record. Gene Ontology annotation, molecular function: antiporter activity.
GUUCUCAAGUGUCUGAAAUACAUGUAAUUAGAUGUUACCGCAAAACAUUUCAAAAUGUAACCAAACACAGCUCGCAAUCUCUUUAGAGAAAAUUGAGUUGUUUUCACCCGUUUAUUGCGUUCAUCCACCACUAAAUUAAAGGAAGUAAUUGAGCAAAACUUUUCCCAACUCCAUUCUCCCUCUCUUGCCCAAUUCAUAUAACCUUCAACACCUAAAUAUAGCAGAGAGAAAAUCUGACGGAAACUUUCGAGGAAAAGGGAAGAAAUGCAGGCUACCAUCUUUUUCUCAAUUUAAUCAAAAAAAGUUUCUGUAGUAUCUUUGAUUCAAUUGGUUUGGUUUCUGGAAUUUGUGUAAGAUGGAUGAUACGGAUUGCCUUGUCAAGGGAGACUUAUUCAAUCCCAUCCUUGCGGUGGGCGCACAAAUUGCUUGCCUGCUUGUGAUCUCGCAUUUCUUCCUACUUCUGUUGAGGCCCUUAGGCCAACCAGCACCCGUCGCGCAAAUUCUCGCAGGGUUCGUGCUAGGCCCGUCUUGUUUAUCACACAUUGAAAAUGUAAAAGCAUUCUUUUUUACCAAUGCUGCUGACUACUAUGAGACCAUGGCAUUAUAUGCAAGAAUUAUCAUCAUGUUUCUGAUUGGGCUACAGAUAGAUUUUCCUUAUCUAAUGCGCAACAUACGUGUAGCGGGCGUCAUUGCUUGUGGAAGCAGUUUGACUUGUACAAUAUUCGCCAUAGUCGUUACCUCCUUUAUAUACCAAGAGAUGGGAGGCCACGGUUCUGCAUUUACUAUGGGCUUAAUACUAGUAGUAAUCUUAUCUAACACAGCCUCUCCAUAUGUGAUUCGCUUCGCACAUGAUCUCAGGUUUGCAAGUACUGAUGUUGGGAGGUUGGCCAUAUCUUCCUCAUUAAUAAGUGAUUCCUAUGCUGUAGUUUUAUUGAUUAUACUUCAAAGACACAACCAAAAGUAUGACUUUGCAAAUUGGUUUGUGGUUGGACUUCUAUAUCUCUUCAUUGUCGUGGCAGUUAUUUAUGUCAACAAAUAUAUAGCAAAUUGGCUAAAUAGGAGGAAUAGAAAUCAAAAGUACCUCAAGAACACUGAAAUUUUUAUUCUUCUAGCAAUCUUAUUUGUUGCUGCCACAUCUGUUGAAACUAUGGGAUUCAGCAGCAUAAUUGUUUGUUUCCUCAUUGGUGCACUGUUUCCUAGAGGAGGCAAAACAGGUCGGACUCUUUUGAUCAAACUUUCAUAUGUGGUUCACAACUUCAUUCUUCCCAUGUACUUUGGCUACAGUGGAUUCAAAGCAGAUGUCACCCUAAUAAACAGUUUCCGUAACUUUAUUGUAGUUGCACUCGUUCUCCUACUUUGUAUCGGAGGGAAAGUAACCGGCACACUAGCUGCUUGCUUUUACCUAAAAAUUCCAUUGAACGAAGGGGUUCUUCUUUCUUUCUUGAUGAACUUGAAAGGCCAUAUUGACUUGCUUGCUCUGACAGUCGGCGUGGAGAGUAAAGUCACGUCUAGCCAAAUAUUCUACAACUUGAUGAUGGCAGUAGUUUUAAUCAAUUCUUUGAUCUGGGGACCUGUAAUAGCCUUCAUGGUAAGAAGAGAAAGUGACAUCCUUGGUUAUAAGCACAUUGCUUUGGAAUUUCAAUACCCAGAGAGUGAAUUAAAACUACUAGCUUGUGUGCAUGGGCCUCGUCCGGUGGCAACCAUGAUAGGACUAGUUGCAGCAUGUAAAGGGCCUGUGAAUGUUGCCAUUACUCCAUACUUGAUGCACCUAAUUGAGCUUCCAGAGAAAACCAAAACAAAUUUAUUAUACCACCAAAAGGAAGAAGAUGAACUUAGUGAUGAUGAUAAUUAUGGUGGUAAUGAUGUGGUAGAAAUAAAUGAAGCAGUAGAUAUCUUUGCUGUUGAGACUGGGGUCAUUAUUCAUCAAGUUAAGAUCGUAUCACCUUUUGCAAGUAUGUUUGCUGAUGUAUGUGAAUUUGCUGAGAUUACAAGAGCAUCUAUUAUCAUUCUACCUUUUCACAAGCACCAAAGAAUUGAUGGAAAACUAGAAAGCGGGAAGGAAGGCAUAAGAACAACAAAUCAAAAAGUCCUUCGUCAUGCGAAGUGCUCAGUGGCGAUCCUUGUAGACCGUGGACUCACUGCUGGAACCAUGCACACUUCUGAUUCUGGUUCCUUGCAACAUAUAGCAAUGUUGUUUUUUGGUGGACCAGACGAUCGUGAAGCAUUAGGGCUUAGCAAACGUCUCGGAAUGCAUCAUCACAUAAACCUCACAGUAAUUAGAUUCCUACAUGCAUCAGAACAAAAGGAAAGCCUGAAGGCGAAUACUGCUCAGGGGGAAGAAGAUGUAUUGAUGGCAAUAUCAGAUCAUGAUCCGGAUAAUGAGGCAGACAAUAUAGCCUUGACUGACUUCUUCAACAGGUUCGUAACUUCAGGACAAGUAGGAUAUAUUGAAAAGCUUGUGGAGAAUGGUGGAGAGACAGCAUCAGCUUUGAGGGACAUGGCUGAUAUGUAUGCAAUGUUUAUAGUCGGAAAAAGAAGCAGAGGACAUUCGACAUUAACAACUGGUAUGAGUGAUUGGGAAGAAUGCCCUGAGCUUGGUAAAGUAGGGGAUUUUUUAGCUUCUUCAGACUUCGAUCUUAGUGGUUCCGUUUUAGUUAUACAACAGCAUAGACAUUCAAGGCCUGGAGAUGACGAUCAAUAGAAAUUAUAUAUAUGUCAAAAUCAAAUGGGUUUUCCUGUUCAUAUUGUAAAGAUUACAAAAGAGAGUUUAUUCUAUGGGAUUUUUCCUUUAA